This is a messenger RNA of Electrophorus electricus (electric eel), 2960 nucleotides long. Lineage: Eukaryota; Metazoa; Chordata; Actinopteri; Gymnotiformes; Gymnotidae. The record is from RefSeq and is a predicted model, not a curated record.
GAAGAUGAUGAACUACAAGAUCAGUCCAGGUGUGGAGUGUGUGAGCAGCUUCUGACAGAUCCAGUCUCCAUCAGCUGUGGACACAGGUUCUGCAGACAGUGUAUCAGCAGCUACUGGGACCAGUCUUCUUCAUCAGGAGGGUUUGGCUGUCCACAGUGCAGAAAGAGAUCUAGAACCCGUCCUCUUCUACACCCACACAAAGACAUGGAAGAGGCCAUGCAGCACGACUGUCACACUCCAGUGCAUGAUGUACUGCAUAGAGUCUUACACACCCACAAAACCAGCAUGAAGAACAAGUAUGAGAGCUUAUUUGAGGGAAUCAAUACACAAGAGAAUAAAACCCUCUUGAACCAGAUUUACACACAGCUCUACAUCAUAGAGGGAGAGAGUGAAAGUGUGGAUGAAGAACAUGAGGUUUUACAGAUGGAGAAAACACUCAGGAAACAACUGUUACAAGACAUUCCAAUCAACUGCUCUGACAUCUUUAAAGCUGUACAAGAUCCUAAAAAAGAAAUGGAAGAAGAGAACAUUAGAGCUGUGAUGGCUGAAGGUGUCAGACACACAGAAGAAAAAGAAGAUAAAGGACCAGAAAUGCCAAAGCUCAGAACGGUUCUGACUAAAGGAAUUGCAGGAAUUGGGAAAACUGUCUCUGUGCAGAAAUUCAUUCUUGACUGGGCUGAGGGAAAAUCCAAUCAGGAUGUAGAUUUCAUGUUUGUGCUUCCAUUCAGGGAGCUGAACUUGAUUAAAGAUGAGCAGUACAGUCUUCAUACACUUCUGUGUAACUUCCAUCCUGAGAUUAAAGAUCUUGCCUUAAGGACAUAUGAUACACACAAAUGUGUGUUCGUUUUUGAUGGUUUAAACGAAAGCACAAUUCCACUGAACUUUCUAUGGUGUGAGAAUGUAUUUGACAUUACCACGAUAUCAUCAGUGAAUGUGUUGAUCACAAACCUCUUCAAAGGAGAGUUGCUUUCCUCUGCUCUCAUCUGGAUAACCUCCCGACCAGCAGGAACCAGUCAAAUCCCUCCUCAGUACAUAAACCGUUUGACAGAAAUUCAGGGAUUCACUGAUGCACAGAAGGAGGAGUACUUCAGGAAAAGAAUCGGUGAUCAAGACCAAGCCAAGAAAAUCAUCUCACACAUUAAGACAGUAAAGAGCCUCCACAUCAUGUGCCACAUACCGGUCUUCUGUUGGAUCUCAGCCACGGUGCUUCAGAAAAUCAUUAAAAAAAAUAAUGAUACAGAAAUCCCUAAAACUCUGACUGAGAUGUAUAUACACUUUAUGUGGACUCGGUUACACACGAAGAAUGCAAAGUACAAAGAGAAAAAUGAGAGAGAUCUAAAAACCCUUCUGGAAUCCAGCAGAACUUUGAUUCUGAAACUAGCUGAAGUGGCUUUUAAGCAGUUGAUGAAGGGCAAUGUACUAUUCUAUGAAGAAGACCUAAGAGAGUGUGACAUUGAUGUCACUGAGGCCUCUGUGUACUCUGGGAUUUGCACUGAGAUAUUUAGAGAGGAGAAUGUUCUACUGGAGGACCUGCUGGAAGGAGCAGUGGACAAAGCCUUGAAGAGUCAAAAUGGACACCUGGAUCUUUUCCUCCGGUUCCUGCUGGGCAUCACACUGGAGACCAAUCAGAGACUCCUACAAGGCCUACUGAUACAGUCACAGAACAGUUCAAAGAGCAUCAACAAGGCAGUCCAGUACAUCAAAAAACAAAUAAAAACAGAAAGCAUUCUUACUGAGAAAUCCAACAAUCUCUUCCUCUGUCUGACUGAAAUACAUGACCAGUCCCUCUCCAGGGAGAUUCAGCAAUAUCUACAAUCAGAUAAAGAAUCCCAAAGCAAGCUCUCUCCUGGACUGUGUUCAGCUAUAGCUUUCUUAAUGCAGAUGUCAGAGGAAGUGCUGGAUGAGGUGGACCUGAAGAAAUUCAAUACAUCAGAGGAGGGUUACAGGAGACUGAUACCAGCUGUGUACAACUGCAGAAAAGCUCUGCUACCUAUCUGUAAUCUUGGGGAAAAGACUUGUGAAAAUUUGGGAUCAGCUUUGCAACUGACAAACUCAAUCUUGAGAGCACUGGACCUUACUAACAAUGAUCUGCAUGAUUCAGGAGUGACACUGCUCUCUGCUGGACUGAAGAGUUCACAUUGUAAACUGGAGAUACUCAGAUUGUCUGGUUGUUUGGUCACAGGGGAAGGCUGUUCUUCUCUGGCUUCAGCCCUGAGUUUAAACCCCUCACAUCUAAAAGAACUGGUUCUGACCUAUAACCACCCAGGAGACUCAGGAAUGAAGCUGCUCUCUGCUAGACUGGAAGAUCCACUCUGCAAACUGGACACACUUAAAAUGGAACUUGCAGGGAUGAUCAGAAUCAAAGCAGGCUUUAAAAAAUACGCAUGUGUGCUCACACUGGAUCCAAACACAGCACACCCCCAUCUCCAUCUGUCUGAGGGAAACCGAAAGGUGACAUGGAUGGAGGAGCAGCAGUCAUAUCCUGAUCAUUCAGAGAGAUUUGAUGGCUGUGAGCAGGUGCUGUGUAGAGAGACUGUGUCUGGACGCUGUUACUGGGAAGCAGAGUGGAGGGGGAGUGGAGAGUCUGUUGUAGCAGUGGCAUAUAAAGGAAUCAACUCAAAAGGAGGCAGUACUGACUGUGCAUUUGGAUACAAUGACAAGUCCUGGUGUCUCAUCUGCUCUAAUGAGCGUUACAUUGCCAGGCAUAAUAAGAAUCACACUUUCUUACCUGUCCUUACCUCCAGGUCCAACAGAGUAGGAGUGUAUCUGGACUGGCCGUCAGGCACUCUGUCCUUUUACAAUGUCUCCUUGGACACACAUACAUUGACCCACUUAUAUACAUUCCACUCCACAUUCACUGAGCCCCUCUAUGCAGGGUUUGGGUUUUGGGCUGUGUCUUCUGGUACCUCAGUGCGAGUGAGAUAGAAUAUCUUGUGUUGUGCAGGGAAAUAUCAGACAAA